This is a messenger RNA of Didymosphaeria variabile, 1740 nucleotides long. RefSeq lists its product as uncharacterized. Gene Ontology annotation, molecular function: serine-type carboxypeptidase activity. The record is from RefSeq and is a predicted model, not a curated record. Bases 1 to 1740 code for a protein of 579 amino acids. Lineage: Eukaryota; Fungi; Ascomycota; Dothideomycetes; Pleosporales; Didymosphaeriaceae. Gene Ontology annotation, cellular component: fungal-type vacuole. Gene Ontology annotation, biological process: proteolysis. The transcript has 6 exons.
AUGAAUCUGUGGCACUUUUUAGUUGGCUUUCUCGCUCAGGUCUCCCAGUCCCAAUUCACCAGUAAAGUCUCCCAGGCCAUCCCAGGAGCAAUCAUCUCAUACAAAGAAACCAUUGCAUGCAGCUCUACCUCGACCGUUGUCUCCUACAGCGGCUAUGUCCGCUGGAAUAGCAUCGUUGUUCCUGGGGCAGCUUACAACACUUCGACAUUCUUCUGGUUCUUCCCCGCACGAAAUCCUGCUGGAGCAAACCUUGCACUGUACCUCGCCGGUGGUCCUGGCGAAGCUUCUAGUUUCGCUGCACUGACCGAGAACGGUCCUUGUGUUGCUCAAAAAGAUGGAAACACCGCUAUCCCCAACCCGUUUUCUUUCAAUCAGAACGCCCAUGUGCUAUAUGUGGAUCAGCCGAAUCAAGUUGGCUUCAGCUACGAUGAGAUUGUAGACGGGGUAUUCAAUGUGUUUGGGGGGCAGGCUGGGUCAGGAGCUAUCGAAGUGGGCGCUACGAGGUCAAACAUGACGAACAUCAAGGGGAAGUUUCCGAGCCAGAAUCCGGAUACAACGGCGAGAACCUCGACGAUGGCUGCGAAAAGUAUGUGUUUUGGUUAUGGCGGCAUGUACGUGGCGACCUUGGCGACCUACAUCCUUCGCACCAAUUUGAAACUUCCUGUCAAGGCAGGUGCGACAUUCAAGGACAUUUUCAUUCCUUCAGUCGGUAUCACAAACGGCUGUAUCGACAUCGAAGCUCAAGGCUCAGCCUAUGCAAGCCUCCCCUAUAAUAACACGUACAACAAUGCGAACGGCACCCCUUUCCGACUUUACUCCAAGGCCCAGUACGACGCGAUUGUGCGCACUUCCAAAGGACCAGGUGGAUGUUUCGAUCAAGUACAGGAGUGCCGCAAGCUGAGAGCUGCCAAUGACCCAAGAGACGAAGGCAAGGAUGAAGCCACGAAUACAGCAUGUGUGACUGCGGCUGGUAUUUGCAACAAAUCUCUCCUCGGUCCUUUCUUCAGCACCGCAGUAGCCCGCAGCCAGUUCGAUAUUGGCUUGAAUCCAGCAAAUCCGAACCCACCAACAUAUGCAGCUUCGUUCUUGAACAAGCCUAGCACUAGGGAUAGCUUGGGAGUGCCAGCUGGGCUCAACUACACUCUCUACUCUAGCACGGUCUUUAAUAACUUCUAUGGUGGUACUGGUGAUCCUAUGAGGAAGGGUAGCGAUGACUUGAUGUACUUGUUAAACCAAGACACACGAGUUGCCAUGAUCUACGGCGACCGAGACUGGAGAUGCAAUUGGCUCGGCGCCGAAAAUCUUACACUGUCCCUGCCCUGGUCGCCCUACCCCUCUUCUACCGGCCGCUUCACUUCCAGCGGCUACGUCCCGUUUCAACUCCCGUCAUCCACCCGCCCAACCGCAGUAACACGCCAACAUACGCUGCUCUCCUUCACGCGUGUCUUCGACGCCGGUCACGCAGUCAGUUGGUACCAGCCCGCAACUGUCCAAGCGAUAUUCAACCGCGUAAUCCGCGACCUCGACGUCGCCACAGGAAUCGAUCCGGGCUCCCGCACCAUCACGAAAGGCAAACCGGACAGCUGGAGCUGGCGAUCUGUACUACCUGCUCCUCCAUCUACUGUGGAAUGUAGUCUGUGGAAUGUAGCAAGUUCGUGUACGCAGGCACAAGUAGGAGCACUGGAGGCGGGGACUGCGAAGGUGGAUGGAGGGUGGAGGGUUGUGUGGCCGGUAAAGUGA